AUGGAGAAGAUCAAGAACGUCCUGUCUCACGGUCAGAGCAAGGAGAGUGAUGCUGCGCAAGGCCGACACGAUACCCCUACCGCUGCUGAAUUCGACCGCUCCAAGACUGGAGGCUUGACUGGCGAGGGCAGUCACCUCACAGGUGCACAUCAGUCUACUCAGGGAGCGUCGGGAGAGUACCACCCCAUUUACGACCAAUUUGCCAAAGGCGACACGCCCGGCGACUCCAAGACCACCGGCGACGCACCUCACUUUUCUAAUACCCCACACGUACCGCAAGCCACUUCCACCAGCGCAGGUGAUUCAUCAGCCCCAAGUGCCACGCCCAGUCUGCAUCCGAACCAGUAUCGGCCGGGUCCACAUGAGGACACGAGCACCGCGAGCAUCAAGUCCGGUGUCAUUGGCUUCCCGCAAGGCUCAAGUGAUACUCACGCCGCACGGCCGAAUGACAAUCUUUUCGAGCAGAAGCAACGCGAAGCAAUUGGAAGCAAUCAGCCAGGAGCAGGUGGAGACCUGUCAGGUACAAGGGCUCGUGACCAUGAAUCACACCUUGGACAAGGUGCGGCGGCUGGCACCGGUGCAUUGGGUGCAGGGGCUCUGGCAGAACAUGCCUCGCGGAGCCAUCCUGAGGAUCCAAGCUACAGUUCCGCUCGCCAACCUCCGCAUAUCAACCUCCAGAGGCAGGAGUCGGACAUACCGCCAGACUCUGGUCGGUCUUUUCCCCUUGCUGGGGGUGUUGCGCAUCAAGCUUCACAGACGGCUAAGACUACCAACGAACGGGAACCGGGUACCAAGGAGAGGGAAGCGGGACUUCACGACGGCCAGAGCCGCCAAGGUCUCGCUGGCGCUGCUGAGGCUGCAUCGGCGUCCUCGGUCAUUCCCCAGAACGAGGGAAGGAUUGAAGCGAAUCUCCAGCCUCAUUCAGUAGAGCAGCCUGUACCGGAGCAUCAUCAUGGACGAGACGCCGCGGUUGCCGGAGGCUUAGGAGCGGCCGGAGUGGGUGCUCACGAGGCAGCGAAGCGCCAUGAGGCCCAGCCAUCUCAGUUGACGAACCCCUCUCAGUCUGCAAAUCCUGAAGCACUGGCUGCUGCGAGAGCAGCAGUUGAUGAACACGGCUGGACCCAUGACCAUGCCGGACACGGCCACAAGUAUGAGGGAGACCCUUGUGAUUCUACGCCUGCAUCGCCCCAGGACGGCAAAAACAGCCUAUUGUUCACCUCAGGACCUCAUUCGACAGAUACUGCGAACAGGAUAGAUCCUAAGCUCCACAUUCCUGGAGGAUUUCCUAGCCCGACACCGCUCGAAGAGUCGAAUGCGCCUUCGUACAUCCAGAGCAAGCCGACCACGGAGACUACUCCAUCUGCCUUCGCUGCGGAGCCUGGAUUGCGCCACACGGGUUCUCUGGACGAACCACAGGCUCGCUCGGCGGAACAGCCCACAUCGGAGCAUCAUUAUGGACGAGAUGCCGCGAUUGCGGGAGGUUUGGGAGCUGCCGGCGCAGGCGCUUACGCAGCUGGAAAGCACCACCAGACAGGCUCUUCAGAUGUUGGUGACAAAUCCUUGUAUAACGAGCCCAACCCUUACACCCACACUAAGGUGGAUCCUCGAGUCGACACUGUUCCAAGGGGUGGAUUCGCGGAGCAGAGAUACGACCCCGUUGCAUCGGAGAACCGUGAUACACGCAAUGCUGCACUUACUGGCGGUGCGAUUGGAUCUUCUCAGCCGUCCACUCAGCCCUCUACCGAACAAGCAUCCAAAGGACGUGAACUGUCCAACAAGGAAUACCCCUUAGCUGGGCAAGAUGUGAAUCCCGACUCCCAGCACCACUACGGUCGCGACGCCGCCCUCGUAGGCGCAGGCGCUGCAACAACCGCAGGCCUGUACGCCAGCCAGCGAGAUGCCGAGCCGGAUUCCGGUCCCGCCUCCUCUACAGUCGGGCCCCACAAGAGCAAUGUUGUGAAUGUCCUUGACCCGCGAGUUCAGCCCGAUCCUGCUGUACAGAAGCACCAUCACGCUGCUCCGACCGUUGAGGACCCUGCACCCUCAACUGUUGGUCCUCACAAGAGCGAUGUUGCCAAUGUUAUGGACCCGCGCGUGCUGCCAGAUCCGCAGAAGCAGAAGGGCCUUUCAAAGGAAGAAGCCAGUAGGCUAGAUCCCAAAGCGCCAGAGGAAGCCUCCAAGCAGCACCAUUACGGCCGCGAUGCUGCCGUCGCGGGAGGUGCAGGAGCCGCAGGCUACGGAGCUUACGAAGCUGCAAAGUCCUAUGGCGAGCAUCCAAGCACGCAACCCGGCGCUUCUAUGGAUGAUCAGCGUUACGACCCUUCGGUCCAUGGUGCUCAUGAUCCCCGAUCAACUGCUGGAACAUCGACAUCUGCUACGUCACCCCAUGACCAACAACACCAUUACGGUCGUGAUGCCGCCGCCGUUGGUGGGCUUGGAGCUGCUGGUGCUGGAAUGCACGCUGCGAAUCGUGACCAUCAGCUGGAACACCAGCGUGCUGUGCCUGGAGGACUUAUGAUCCUGCUGCUUCUACUCAGCAAGCCGGAGCUCCCCAGGCUCAGCACCACUACGGUCGUGACGCCGCCGCUGUCGGUGGAGCUGGAGCCUUGGGUGCCGGAGCGUAUGCUGCCACUCGCGGGAAUGAUCAAGCCCAACACCCCCUCUGCUACCCAGGGUUACCAGCAGUCAUCCACGGCCCGAGGCCCUACUGCUGGUGUGUCCCCCCUGGACAACCAGCGCUACGAUCCAGCCACGUCUACCCAGCAAGCUAGUGCGCCCCAGAGCCAGCACCAUUAUGGGCGUGACGCCGCCGCGGUCGGAGGAGCUGGAGCUUUAGGCGCAGGAGCAUAUGCUGCCACUCGAGGACACGACGAUCACCAGCAAAAUCCUACGUCUGGAACGCACGGUCUGGAUAGCCAGCGUUACGAUCCUACCACGUCUGCCCCGCAAAGCGGUAUGCUUCAGGAUGCGUCCACUCAGCAAGCUGGUGCACCUCAAAGUCAGCACCACUACGGCCGCGAUGCCGCUGUUGUUGGAGGAGCAGGAGCCCUAGGAGCAGGAGCUUACGCCGCUACCCGCGACCGCUCCCACCCUCAAGCCCAGCAGCCCUCCGUCACCCAAGGCUACCAGCCUCAAGACGCCACCCAAGUUCCCCGCCCUCAAGAUCCGAAGGAGGACCACACAAAGCGCAACGCCGCCCUUGGCACCGCUGCUGGCGUAGGUGCAGCAGGUGCAGGCGCAUACGGCCUCUCCCAGCACGACGCUCAGAAGGAGCAAGAGCGCCAGCUUAAAGAGCAACAGAAAGCUUUCGACGACCAACAGAAGGCCUCGUCGCGGCGGAGGAGAAGAAACACACCAAGGAGGCGGAGCAUAAAAGAGAAGGAACAUGCCAAAGAGAUGGAAAAGCAACAGAAGGAGCACGACAAGCUGCUCGCUGCGAAGGAAAAGGAAGCGCAGAAGGAGCGUGAGGCCACGCCUGAAGAGGAGGGCAGCCCCAAGGAGAAGAAACACCGCUUCCUCACCUUCCUCAACAAGAAAGACAAAGACCGAACCGGUGACAGUGAUGAGAAUAGCCCUCGCGCCUCCCGCGAUUCUCCCCGCCAUUCCAAGGAAUACGCUGCUGGCGCUGCCGGCGUAGGAGCAGCAGGUGCCGGCGCCGCAGCCUACGAACACGAAGAAGGGAGACACCUAGCCGAGAAAAAAGGGCGUAACGUCCUGCACAAGGAACCGCCCGUAGGCCACCCAGCGCGCGAGGCAGAUCCGCACGUAGGAAAGCGCGAACACAUCGGCAUUGACGGGCCUAUCGGUGAUCCUAACCUCGUUUCUGGAGACCAGCAGACGAAGCCAGGUGUGUACGGUGCUCACCCAGCCAGCGAUGUUGCUGGAGGUCACCACACCGUGACAGAGCCGCAUACAGGUCUUCCCACGAAUGUGGAGAAGUACGGUGAUGGUCGCGGCGGAACGGAUGCAAGUGGUACUGUACCUGGAGUGCAUGAAGGAUCCGGCCAAGGCAGUGCCACGGACUGGGAUGCGAUCAAGAAGGGGGACACGGUGUACUAA
Molecule: messenger RNA, 4059 nt
Organism: Didymosphaeria variabile
Lineage: Eukaryota; Fungi; Ascomycota; Dothideomycetes; Pleosporales; Didymosphaeriaceae
Exons: 6
Coding region: 1-4059 (1352 amino acids)
Source: RefSeq, a predicted model, not a curated record